This is a messenger RNA of Lotus japonicus, 1014 nucleotides long. RefSeq lists its product as uncharacterized. The transcript is spliced from 2 exons. NCBI's taxonomy places the organism in Eukaryota, Viridiplantae, Streptophyta, Magnoliopsida, Fabales, Fabaceae. Bases 1 to 1014 code for a protein of 337 amino acids. The record is from RefSeq and is a predicted model, not a curated record.
AUGAGGAUCAAGCAUGUUUUCAAGCGAGGCACAGGGAAAGCAUCAAGUGUUCAGGACAUCUCAGAAGAUUCCAUUCCUGAUCCACCAAUUGAUGACAAUCAAGAAAGCGAUGUCGUCGAUGCUGAAGCAGAUCAAGUUAUCCACAAUGUCUUAGAGACGCUUGCUGAUGUUGCCACUACACAGGAUGUCAUGCCAAAUGUUGAAUCGCAGGAAUCUUCAAGUGAGAAGACUCCCUCUAUUGAAAUUCCCCAUGGAAAAACCCCUGAACCCUUGUCCAAGAAGGGUAAGAAACAAGUGUCUGUUGCCUCUAAAGAAGAAGACUCUGAUGAUCAAGAAGUGCACAAGAAAGUCACUGCCUCUGCUAGUAGGAAAACCACAGUUUCUACAAGCAAGAAUGUUGCAGGUUUGAAAGAAAAGAAGAAAAAGGUUCCUGGCUCUCAGACUCCCAAGACUCCAAGAGCAUCUCAGGUCUCAGUUCCUGAGAAGAAGACAAAGAAGGACAAGAAAGAUGAGAAGAUUGCUGCAUCAACUGGAAAGAAGAGGAAACAUGUUGCUGAAACUGACUCUGAGCCAGAUGUCAAGCCAGAUGUUCCUGAAAUCACCACUACUGCCAAGAAAAGGAUCAAGGGGAAGAGAAUUCCUUUGAAUGUUCCCGAGGCACCAAUUGACAAUGUAUCCUUCCACUUUGCCAGUUCUGCACAAAGUUGGAAGUUUGUUGUUCAUAGAAGGUUAGCCAUAGAAAGGGAGCUUCAUGCAGAUGCCUUGGAGCCCAAAGAGAUCACAGAACUGUUGGUUGAUGCAGGUUUGAUGAAGACUGUCAAGGACAUUGGCAGAUGUUUCUCUCAAUUGGUUAGGGAAUUCAUUGUGAAUAUCCCUACUGAGUGUGAUGAUGAGAGUAGCCCUGAGUUCAGAAAGGUCUAUGUCAGAGGAAAGUGUGUUAAUUUCUCUCUGAAGUUGUUAAUGAGUUUUUGGGAAAAAGACCAAUUGCUGGAACUGAUAACGAACCUGAUUUAA